UAUUUCGAAUUUGAUUUCGGAUUUCAUACAGGGCUUUCACUCCAAUGGUCCGUAUAUGGAAGAGUGUACGUAAAGAUAAGUUGUUAUACUAGCGACGUGCAGCCCAACGAUUGAGGUAGCAUAAAGACUCACAGGACAUCGCCAUGGCUUCUGCUGCAUGGGGUUGGUUCUGCGGUAGUAACUCAUCAGACUCUUCUUUCGAUCUCAACUCAACCGUGAAUCGGGAAUGUCUUGUAGACGCCAUCAUCUCAGUCCCACCUGUGACAUUUUCUGUGUUAGCCAUCCUAACCACCAUCAUCACCCGGUGUUGCUGUAUCAAGGGAAAUGCUACCCCGUAUCUCCUACGAUAUCCCGGACAUUCUUUAAGAUGGAUACUGAGUCUUGCACUCAUCGCCGUCUGCCUUGCUGCAAUCGGCGAGGGAAUCCUCACUGAGGAAUCUUUCCGUAAAGGGGGAGACCACCCCCACCCCUAUUUGUACCUCAAUGGGGUCUUCCUGCUGCUAUCUGCAAUUAUAUCACUGUCUUAUUACCAAUUUUUGGAGAAGAGACGGAUAAAACACUUGUCAUGGUUACUUUUGCUCUUCUGGUCUGUAUCCAUAGUAACCAUGUCUUAUCGCCUGCACCACUUUCUCAACGACGAUCUAAUAGCCGACAGUGGGACAAACAAACUCGAUAUUUUUCGAUAUGAUGUUACUAUACUGUUCUUAGUGAUAUACUCCAUCUUAUUUUUUGUGGAAUUCAACUUCAUUGUCAAAACGAUAUGCUGUUUCGAGGCAUCCGUUGACUCUCUUCCAGCUGACAUAAAGAAGGAGAAGAUGAGGUACUUGUCCAAGUAUUCGAAUCUCCUCUCUGAAGUGACCUACUGGUGGGAGAAUUGGAUAUUCAAGACUGGCUACAAGAAGGUCGUCGAAGUCGAUGACCUCGGAAAUAUACCCGAGGUUCACACAUCAAUGUACAACCACUCAAGAUUCAAAAACGUUUUCGAAAGAGAAAAGGAGAAAUGUUUUCUGCAGGGCAAAGAACUCAAUAUCUUCAAAGUGCUGUGUAUCACGUACGGCCCAACAAUUGCUUUCGCUGGACUCCUGAAGAUCAUAGGUGACUUACUGGCGUUUGUCGGACCUUUGGCCAUCAGCGGAAUCGUUAAUUUCGUCACCAAAACGUACUAUCUUCCCGAAGAUGCCCAGCGUGAGCUGGUAUCUCCCCACUUGGUGUCCCCUGCCGAGUUCUUUGCUAAUGGUUACAUUCUAGUUGGUGCUGUGUUCUUAUCGUCGCUCCUUCGCCACACUUGCGAUCAGUAUUACCAAUACAUGGUUUCAAUGGAAGGCCUACAUGUUCGCUCUGCAAUUCAGUCGAUGGUAUACUGGAAAUCGAUGAGGAUGUCGACGUAUGCGAUAUCGGGUGGGAUGAUGACCAUGGGACAGAUCACCAAUCACAUGUCGGUCGAUGCCAACAAUGUCAUGAUGUUCUUCCAGCUAUCAAAUGAGAUUUGGGCCGUACCACUGAAGAUUAUCAUCACUCUGGUUCUUUUAUACCGUCAGAUGGGCUACCCUGCCCUUAUCGCUUCAAGUCUCUUCUUUCUCACUUUCCCAAUCCAGAUUAAGAUUGGAGUCACGGUCGCAGGAAUUAUCAAGCAAUUUCUGCAAUGUGCAGAUAAAAGACUAAAACUGUCGAACGAGAUGCUAAAUGGUAUUAAGUUGCUGAAAAUCUAUGGCUGGGAGAAGCUGUUCUACGGUCUCAUCCAAAAGGCUCGAGAGAAGGAGCUAGCGCAGAUACUGAAGAUGUACAUUGUUAUUUCAUGCAAUUUUGUUCUUAAUUCCGGAGUCCCUGGCAUUGUCACCUUGAUAGCAUUCGGAACGUACACCAGCCUGACAGGGAAACCUUUGACCCCCGACGUAGCAUUCACAACCCUCUCGCUGUUCAAUCAAAUCACCGCUCCCCUCUUCCUUCUACCAUUCGUCAUCAAUCUCUUCGUCAACUGUCUGGUUAGCUGCAGACGUCUCAAGACCUAUUUCCUCGCGCCGGAGAUCGGGGGUGGUGUCGAUGAUGAUGACGACGAAAAGGAUUUUGAGAGUACCAUUAUGAAUAGGAAUGGUAGGGGAUUCAAUACGCAUAAUGGCAGCUAUCAAAAUGGUACCGAUGUGAAGAUUCGAGACCCCAAAAUUAAGAAGAAAACUUUUACGGUUGAUGAUGAUGAUGGAAUCCCAGACUCUGAUCGUGCUCCACUCUUAGCCAGUAACACAUCAUAUGGGUCUGUAGAAUCCUUCAAGGGUAACAUGGACACUUCUUUCUGUGAAGAUCUACCCAGUGACGUUGCUAUAAGGGUAAUUGAUGGUAAUUUUACAUGGGAUCCCAGCGCAACAACACCUAUCCUUCAUGACAUAAAUCUUGAUAUUCCAGCAGGAAAGCUUACCGUUAUAGUUGGGACUGUUGGAAGUGGAAAAUCAUCGUUGUUACAGGCGAUCAUGGGAGAAAUGACCACACUUUCUGGAACCGUACAACUCAAUAGAACACACGAAGACAUUGCCCUGGCUGCACAGAAAGCAUGGUUGGUCAACUCAUCACUGAAGGAAAAUAUCUUGUUUGGAGAAAAGCUCAAGGAUUCAAAGUAUCGCAAAGUAAUUGACGCAUGCGCAUUGAAGCCAGACAUUGACAUGUUACCAGCAGGCGACCAGACUGAGAUUGGUGAGAAAGGUAUCAACUUGAGUGGAGGACAGAAACAGCGAGUCAGUGUUGCAAGAGCGCUCUACUCUGGUCGAAAUAUUGUCAUUCUGGACGAUCCUCUCUCUGCCCUGGAUGUUCAUGUAGGAGCGCAUCUCUUUCAGCAUGGGAUAUCUAAGAUCCUCAGAAAACAUUACCAGACUGUGAUACUAGUAACUCAUCAGCUUCAGUAUCUACCAGAGGCCGAUCAGAUAAUCGUCAUGAAAGAUGGUCGGAUAAUUACGAUGGGUUCUCCAGAGGAAGUGGCAAUUCUUGAUCCAACCCUGUGCUCAGAGUGGAACAGAGCCAUACAGAUCUUCAGUGAGUCCGAAGUCGAGUCUGGGGCUGAGUCUGAAGGUUUGAUGGAUGAGAGGAAAGCAUUGAGACGUCUGGUGGCCCGCUCAGUAUCCCCCUCUUGCAUCAGUGCCGAGUGUCCAGAAGAAAAUGAAAAGGGGCGUUUGAUUGCAAAGGAGGAGAAAGAGAAGGGGUCUGUAUCAUAUCGAAUGUAUCUGCAUUACUUCAAGGCUAUGGGAUAUUGGCUUACUAUCUUUGUUUUAUUCACGGUGGUAAUGAGAUCAGCCUUGCAAAUAUCAACCAAUUUCUGGCUAUCUUCCUGGGCUCAAUAUGACCUCAAUAUCACAGGGAAUAGUGUUGACAAGACAUCAUAUUGGAUAGGGGGUUACGCUGGUCUGUCCUUGUCAACUCUAGUCAUCAGUGCUAUCUCUAUCUUUGCCAUCGCAUUUGGAGCCUUGCAUGCAGCAAGGAAUCUUCACUAUGCUCUGAUUGAUAACAUCAUCCACAUACCAAUGAGGUUUUUUGAUACUACACCCAUUGGGAGAGUUCUCAACCGUUUUUCUAGCGAUACACAACUCAUUGACCAGCGUCUAGUACACACCCUCCGUCUCCUAAUCAACCUCACAGCCAACGUGUUCAGCUCCCUGGUCGUCCAAGUUGUCGUUGUCUGGUACUUUGUAUUUUUCUUCAUUCCGAUCUCCGUCAUUUUCGUCAUGCUGGUGAUAUACUACAUAACUACCUCCAGGGAAUUGCAGCGGGCAGAGAGUGUCUCACGUUCCCCAGUCUUUGCUCACUUCUCAGAAACACUCGGCGGCCUUUCGACAAUAAGAGCAUACAAAGAUGAAAAGAGGUUCUUCCAGAUAAUAAUGGAUCACAUCAACACCAACAAUACUGUCUUUCUCUAUCUCCUCACAUCGAUGAGAUGGGUAGCUAUCAGACUGGAUUUUCUUGGUGAUUUUGUAGUAUUUUCAGCGAGUUUGUGCGUCUUAUUGGGAGCUGCUUACCUAGGGAUUGAUUCUAGCCUGGUUGGGCUUGCUAUUUCAUAUGCACUGGAGGUGUCUUUAUAUAUGAACUUUAUGGUUCGGCAAUGUUCAGAUUUAGAACUGCAGAUGAACGCUGUAGAACGUGUUCGUUUCUACUCAGAAGUACCAACGGAAGAUUACAAUGGUCUUGAGCCCCCUCCCGACUGGCCAUCUCGCGGUGAAAUUCAAUUUGAAGACAUAAGUGUUAGAUAUUCACACGACUUGGAUCCAGUAUUACAUGAUGUGUCACUUAACAUAUUCUCGCAGGAAAAGCUUGGAAUCUGUGGUAGAACAGGAAGCGGCAAGUCCUCGUUAACUCUUGCCUUGUUCCGUAUGAUCGAUACAUUCAAGGGUCGUAUUUUAAUUGAUGGUAUUGACAUUGCUUCGAUUCCUCUCCGAACUCUACGUCAACGACUCUCCAUCAUCCCACAGGAUGCUAUCCUCUUCACAGGAACCAUCAGGUACAACUUAGAUCCAAGUAGUACAAAAACAGACAGAGAACUAUGGGAAGCACUGGAUGUGGCCCAACUUAAGGAGGUCGUUUCGAAUAUAGAUGCAGGAUUAGAUUAUCAAGUGACUGAAGGAGGAGAGAAUUUCAGUGUGGGUCAGCGUCAACUCUUUUGCCUGGCUAGAGCCUUUCUUAGACAUUCCAAGAUUAUUGUUAUGGAUGAGGCAACUGCUUCUAUUGACCAAGAAACGGAUUUAAUUCUUCAAGAUGUUGUGGCUGAUAUAUUCAAAGACAGGACAGUCCUUACGAUUGCACAUCGUGUGGCAACGAUAAUCAACUCUGAUAAGAUCCUUACAUUGAGUGAUGGAUAUGUUGCGGAAAAUGAUACACCAGACGAACUACUUCAGCGAGAGAACAGCAUUUUCGCUUCGCUUGUUAAAGCAGGAAAGUAGGAGAUUUAUAUAAGCAUUGCAAUAUUUGAUAAAGUAUAUGAAUGUCUAUCCUGGCUUUAAAUUCAUAAUUAGGAAAGAAGGGUAUUAACGUUGUAAUAUUUUAUACAAUAUCCUUAUUUUUAUUUUUGUAUAAAUCAAGUGAUAUGUAUAUUUGUCUUACAUUUUGUUAUUUAAUGAAGAAAAAAUAAUUUGGUGAAAGUAUACCCGAUAUUGAAGAACUAAUAAAGGGGAUUAAAUUUUUGGAUCUUUGGAACAAUAUCCUGGGGGGUGGCACUCAACUAUGUUGCUGCAGCUACUACUGGACACAGCACGACCCCAAAAAAACUCGUAGCAUUUGCUGGUUGAGGUACGAUAAUAUUAUAUGACUCGUGUCAAAAACGAACAAAAAUAUUGUAAAAUUAUAAGUAUGUUUUCGGAAAUUAAAAUAAAAAAAUGCUAGCGAAAUGGAUGUUAUUUGAUAGUUUGCCACAUUAUGUUUAGGACAUUAGAACUGAUAAGUUUUCUUUUUGUGACUUUGGCAAAUAUGUUUUGACCAACAUAGAAAUCAUGUUAAAGAAUGGGUGAAAAAAAAACUGUGAUUACGCUGUAGUUGAAUGCCCCUCCCCCGGAAAACGUCUGGCAGCUCAGUUUUCACACAGUUAACCCUUUUGAAUUAUAUUUUUUCAACAAAUCUGAUUAUUCUGAUUCCAUAUUCAUGUCUAUAUCUUCAUUAUAAUCUACUUUUGGGUUGAUAAGAGGGCAAAUAUACGUUUUAAAAAGUGGAGUUAUAGGAGAUUAUUGUAAAGGCGAUGACUUAUUUUAUACACUAUACGUCCAUGUUUGAGGUAGCUAGUAUAUUUGCAUUCUAUGUUAAGAGGAAAACUUAGUACGGCGCACUGUCUCAUAUCCUAUAUAAGUGAAGACAAUAAUUGAAAACAAUAUAGACCUCUAUAAUAUAUUUUAUGGCAACGUACCCUAUUUACAUGAUAUAUGAGAAUGUUUUUCUUUCAGCAAAUCAAAAAAAAACAAAAAAGCCCAAUUUUCGCUUUGGUCACGAGGCAAGGACAUAGGAGAAUCAAAGUUAUGUGGUUGAAACGUUGAAAUAUAUAAAUUGAUUAAAUAUAUAUUUUCAAUGAAGAAUAACAGCUAAUUCAGUAUAGUAAAUAUAGAAAAUAUUAUACACUUUUGGGGAAAGUAUGACCUAGUUUUGAAAAAUAAUAAGGGAAAUGUUAUUUUUUUUCUAAUCUUGAGUAAGAUAGCAGCAGUUUCUCUCGCUAUAACAGAAACGCUUAAAUUGUAUGGUAGCGACAAAGUUAUCUUGAUAUGAAAAUCGUAUUUUAAAAACGUUUUUAUCAACUUCAUUCCUUUUGUAAAAUGAAACUAAUAAAGGAUUCAGGCAAAUGAUCAGUUAUUUUUCUUGAGUAAUCUAACUGACAAGUCUGACUGUCUGAUCAUGUUUUUUGUAAUUUUGUUUGUUUUUAAAUUGACGAAGACUUUUACAUCGCUAUGUCUGUGAUAAAUUUUCAAGUCAAUUACUACAUUCAUUGUAUUCAAAGUUCUUUGAGUGUAUAAACUAAUACGUGGAAGAUAUCCGGUAUAUAUGUUGGAAAAGAAAACUUUUUUACUUUUUCUGUUUUGUGUGGUAUAUGUUUGACUUCUGGUUUUCAAAUAUAUACAGUUUAAAUUCUUCAUAGACAUAUAUAGGCCCUAUACAGUGUGUAUCAAUAAAAAGUUUACACUUUGAAAAAUUGCUAGAAAUCUAUUUAAAAAAUCAAAAUUGGGAUCUUUUUUGUCACAUUUCCUCUUUGGCUUUUGUCUCUUCUGUCAGAUGAAAGUAUAGUCUUUUUACAGACCAUUUGAGUCAAUGAAAAUAAACUGUUACAUUGUGACCUGUUAUAACAAUCAUGCUACCCAAAUGAACACGAAUUUAACCUAUGUCACUAGACUUUUAAGUUCUUUGUGUCGGCUAGAUUUGAGGACAUGAAAUGAAAGAAAUCAAUGUAAAUGAAAUUCCAUUUAUUCGCGGUCGAUUGUUCUGAUAUUCGUUACUUUAUAACAUGCCAGGCCUGAAUAUACGGAGGGGGGGAGCAUGUUCCCCCUUUAAUUCAAUUGUGGUUUAAACCUAUGUACACAAGUAGUUACCUAGUCAGUCUGUUUAUUUAUUUGUUGUUUUCUUGUCAUUCUUUUUAUCUUUGGCUUUUGGGCGGCAAAGAAAACUAUGUAUCUUAGUUCUUUGCUUGUCAUUUUUCUAACAAAGUGAAUCAUUUGUUUUAUAUGUCCCACCCCAUUAUGAAUGUUGAUUUUGGUGCCUCAGUGUUGUAAAAGAUUUGCUGUUAUGCUUUUAUUUUCAAUACUCUUUCAUUGUCUUGAUACUAAACUGAACAUAAGAAUGGAGGCUAAUUCAUGA
Molecule: messenger RNA, 7299 nt
Organism: Lytechinus variegatus (green sea urchin)
Lineage: Eukaryota; Metazoa; Echinodermata; Echinoidea; Temnopleuroida; Toxopneustidae
Product: ATP-binding cassette sub-family C member 9-like
Exons: 30
Coding region: 144-4913 (1589 amino acids)
Biological process (GO): potassium ion transport; transmembrane transport
Cellular component (GO): membrane
Molecular function (GO): ATP hydrolysis activity; ATP binding; ABC-type transporter activity
Source: RefSeq, a predicted model, not a curated record